Messenger RNA from Rotaria sordida, 630 nucleotides. Lineage: Eukaryota; Metazoa; Rotifera; Eurotatoria; Philodinida; Philodinidae. The record is from the annotation of a GenBank genome assembly.
AUGAUUUAUUUACUACAAAAAUUUUUUCGAUAUUCAACAAAAUUUUAUGAAGUAUGGAAAAAAUAUAAUAAAAAGCAAAAAGAACAACACUUUGCUAAUAUUAUUGUUCUCACACAAAAAGAUUUUCAGUUACUUCCAAUUUCUGAAUCUUCGACAAAUCUCAAAGCACGAAGUCGAUCUUCAAUAUCUACGGCAACUAGUUCAUCAUCGACGUCUUCGUAUUCUCCUCCUUCAUCAACAUCUGCUGCUCCACUUUCACCUUUGGCAAAACGACAACGGGAUUUCAGUGAAAGCUCAUCCCGUCAAAAACGACGACGUUUAUGCGAUUUAAAUUCUGAAUUAGAUGAAUUUGCGUUAGCAAAUAAUUUAACAAUUAAUCAAGUUAUAGGAUAUCUUCUAUACCAACGAAAUUACAACAGUAACAAAUUUUUAGCUAGUUUAGGACAUCAACUCUAUGAAGGUGAAUGUAUUCAAAAUCCAAGUUUACCAAAUCUUGAUUUAGAUGAAGCAUUAGCAUUGAAAUGCCAUUUAAAUUUAACUCGUGCAGACAUGGACUUCGUAAAAUGGUUUUCAAAUGAUUAUAUUAAUGUUCCAAAUCGACAAUAUAUUAAAAAGCAUACUGAUGAUUGA